CAUGUGUUAACUACUAAAAUAUAACUAUCAUUUAAGUACAACAACAAUGGGCUACCAUACGUAACAUGUUUUUUUACCUGGAGUACUUUACACCCCAUAACAUGAAGGCAAUACAUAUAUGCUUAAAAAUUUGCUACAAAUUUGACCAUAACAUUCCUGUUUUUUCAGAUCUAACAAUUUUCAGUGCCUGCUUAUUUACUUUGUUUUCUUUUUUUCUUUUACAAAACAAAAAUCUGUUUUAUGUCGAUAGAGCUAUUAACUAAAAUUUGAGAAAUUUUAUUUUAUAUAUUUCUAUAUCUUUAUCAGGUUAGUUAACAUUGAAGAAUGCAUUCCACUAAAUCGUCCAAUGUAGUUUUGAGAAGGCCCUCUCAAUUUGGAGUAAAAACAAAAGACUUAGAUUUAAAAUCGCCAUCUACAUUUUGCAUGAAAGAAUCUGAUAAAAAGCAUCAUGUUGUCACGCCAUCUGAUUUUGUUAAGAAGAAGAAAAAGUCGAUCAAGGAUGUGGGUGUUGAACAAUAUGUACCGCCUGACCAAUAUUUAAAACCAGCACAUAAAAUGGUUUCAAAAAUAUCACCAAAGAUUGCAGCUCCUGAAUACCAAAGCUUACCUUUUUCUGAAAAUAAAGAAUUUUUCAAAGAAAAGUAUUUGCAAUUAGAAAUCAAGUACACAAAUGAAGAGAAGAAAGUCAAACAGUUGAAUACGAAAUUGCAAGAACAGUACAAUGUAUUUGUGAAUGAAAAACUUGAGCUACAAAAUCAAUAUGAUAAAUUGAUUGCAGAACAUUGUCAAAAAAUAGAAAAUCUUGAAGUAAAAAAUAGAUCAUUGGAUAAUAAUUUACAGAAAGUUGAAAGAAACCAUUUUAAUGAGGUUAAAGUUGUUUAUGAUAAGUACAUUGCAUUACAAACUCAAUUUGAUGAAGAAAAACGUUUUCUUGUUAAUAAAAUAAAAACUCUUGAGCAGCAGCUCUCCGACUGUAGUAAUCAGAAGAGUGUUGUUAAAAGUGAAGUGGACAAGAUGCAAGUGAAAAUUAAAGAAGCAUCAGAGAUAAAUUCUGCCGAAAUUUCCAACCUUGAAAAUAUAAUUAAAAAGUUAAACCUUGAGCUAGAUAAUACCAAUCAAAAGUUGAAGUUGUCAGACACAGAAAGAAUGAAAUUUUCAACUAAUUUAGAAAAAAUUAAACUUUCCAUACAAGAACAAGAGAAAGAACUUCAGUUAGAAAAAAGUCUGACAAAAGAUUUUAACAGUAAAAUAGAACAAAAAGAUGAGAAAAUUUUGCAAAUGUUAGAGGAAAUUAAACAGAACAAGGAGCUAUUUCAGUUAAAGAUGGAAAAUAUUGGAAGAAAAUUGGAGGAAGAAAGAAGUCAAAAAGUAUUGUUUGAAGCAGACUUGAAUGAAAAAAAUAUGCUAGUAACACAGCUGGAAAGUAAGUUAGCACAAGCAAGUAAAUGUAUUAAAGAUUUAAACAAAAACAUUGAAAAGCAGAACAUUACCGAAAAGCAGAUGAAAUUGCAACAUGAAGAAAUUGAAAUGUUGCAAUACACAUGCAGAACACUACAAUCAACAAAUGAGUUACUUAAUGUUAGACUAAGUUCUGUAAACGAUAUGUUAAAGCUGCAAGAUGUUUCCUCAAAAGGUGUUUUAAGUGGAGAAAAGUAUGAUAAAUUGUUAAAAAUGUGGAGAGAGAAAGUUUAUAGUUUAUUAGUGUUAUUAAAAACAUAUGAGCUGAAAGAAAGAAGAUACAUUGAAACAACUGAGAGUGAAAUAUAAUAUUUUUUUACUUCUCUGGAUAUUUAUAAUAAAUAUGAGCAAAAUUGAAUUAGUUAUUUUUUUAUUUUGAUUAUUUUAAAAUUAUUAAUAUAUUAUUAUUGUUUAAUUCCCCUAUUUUCAUAUUUUGAGAAUUUCCAUCUUAUUGUUUGUAAAUUAACACAUUCAUCAUUUUUUGCAUAAUUCAGCAAAUUUACUGUUGAGAUACUGAUAUCUAUCACUUUUUUUUAAUCAUGCUUGUUGUUAAUAUUGGUGUGGAUUUUAUUUCGUGAUGUGGCUAAUUGUUUGUUUUUUGGUCUGGUUUUAAUUUGACAAGGGCGUGAAGAAAUUAAACAUGGUUUUAAUUUGAUGGAAGUGAAAAACUUCUGAGGAGCGGAUUUAAUUUGAAGUUUCUGCUUAAAAUUUUAUUGGGCAAUAUGGAAAAUGUAUCAUCUAACUUAAACUUUGAAGAAAAAGUAUACAAUAAUGAGCA
This is a messenger RNA of Hydractinia symbiolongicarpus, 2236 nucleotides long. RefSeq names its product restin homolog. NCBI's taxonomy places the organism in Eukaryota, Metazoa, Cnidaria, Hydrozoa, Anthoathecata, Hydractiniidae. Bases 325 to 1767 code for a protein of 480 amino acids. The transcript has a single exon. The record is from RefSeq and is a predicted model, not a curated record.